CGCAAUGACUCAAGGGCGCGAGCUUCCUGGCCCGUGCAACCCCGGCAUUGAACUCUGAGGUUGAUCUCGAAACGGGCAAGGGCAGGGGUCGAGAGCAGCAGCCGAAACCGCGCUUCGAGUUCAACUUGCCCGAUGGCCUGGUCACACCGAUCUGAACAUUUUGUGAAGAUCAAGUCAUUUCAAUUAGUCUCUUUUCAUUUCUCUUUCUUCUCUCCCAGUUGUUGGCAGAUCAUCCCUCACUCAAACCCUGUCAGCCAUGGCGCACUCACCGAACCCCCCUGGCAACAUCCCAACGCCUCGCAGACGAAUGCGGGAUGUCAUCGCGUGCCUCAUAUGCCUGGUUGCAGGUGCGUGGGCUCGGAAGUACUCGGCGACUCCAGGAGGUACUUUGAAUUCGAGCACACCACGGCAACCACCGUCAUGGUCAGGGUUGAUGAUUCUUCGAACGGCCAUUUUCUUUCCUAAGUAUACAACGCUGCGGGUUUCGUCGACUUAUCCGCCCUCAAGUCUCUCCCUUCGUAUACCCGAUAGUAGCUGUGAAAAAUCCCUGGACCGUGUGGCCAGGUAUCUGGCGGUAUGUAUACUAAGCCACCCUUUCUUCCUUUCGCCAAGUUCGAGUGGAGAUGCCAGAAAUCUUCGAAUAAAUGACUUGUACAAGAAGUUCGACAAAAUACCAACCAACUCCCCCUUUCCAUACGCCAGUGAUGCAGCUCUAUCGGCAUGAAUGAGCCCCAAAAACAUGCGAGCCCUCAUCUCGGACCAAAGCCCGAGCACCUCGUUGGCCCAGAUACCAAGUAGUAUGUUGUAGUCCCGGUGUAUCCCGU
Messenger RNA from Parathielavia appendiculata, 824 nucleotides. RefSeq lists its product as uncharacterized. The transcript has 3 exons. Lineage: Eukaryota; Fungi; Ascomycota; Sordariomycetes; Sordariales; Chaetomiaceae. The coding region runs from base 257 to 724 and encodes 155 amino acids. The record is from RefSeq and is a predicted model, not a curated record.